Molecule: messenger RNA, 1710 nt
Organism: Vicia villosa (hairy vetch)
Lineage: Eukaryota; Viridiplantae; Streptophyta; Magnoliopsida; Fabales; Fabaceae
Product: aluminum-activated malate transporter 2-like
Exons: 6
Coding region: 57-1358 (433 amino acids)
Biological process (GO): malate transport
Cellular component (GO): plant-type vacuole membrane
Source: RefSeq, a predicted model, not a curated record
AAUGACUUAGUCAUAGAUAGUCCAAGAGAAAAACAAAAGAGGUGAAUAAAAACAAAAUGGAAUCAAGUCAUGUAGUAUCCAUUACAAAUAUUGAAGAAGAAGAAAACAACAACAAUAUAACUCAAAUGAAGAAAAAUAAAACCAUUGUUCCAAUUACUUCCUAUCCAAGAGACAACAAAAAUAAUAAUAAGCAGAAAAAAAGUGAGCAAGACAUCAAGAAAUUGAUUCAUAGUACCAAAGUUGGAAUCUCACUUGUUUUGGUUUCUCUUCUUUAUAUUUUGAAUCCUCUUUUUGAUCAAGUUGGUGAAAAUGCAAUGUGGGCUAUCAUGACUGUUGUUGUCAUCUUUGAAUUCAAUGCAGGAGCUACACUUGGAAAAGGGUUCAACCGUGGAAUAGGGACUAUUGUAGGAGGAGGAUUGGGAUGUUCAUCUGCAGUAUUGGCACAAAAAAUUGGAGGAGUUGGUAACUCAAUAUUCAUUGGAUCUUCAGUGUAUAUUCUUGGAUCAUGUGCUACAUAUUUUCGAUUUGUUCCAAGAAUAAAGAAGAGAUAUGAUUAUGGAGUAGUGGUAUUUAUGUUAACAUUUAAUCUAGUAGUUGUGUCUGGAGCAAGACCUGGAUUUAAGGUUUGGGAGAUAGCAAGAGAACGUUUGUUGAAUAUUUUGAUGGGAUUCAUAGUUGCAAUUUGUGUGAGUUUGUUUGUUUUUCCAACGUGGGCCAGUGAUGAACUUCAUGAUUCUAUUGUCGAAAGGUUUCAUGAUCUUGCUAAUACAAUUCAAGGUUGCUUAGAGGAAUGUUCAAAAUCAGUCAAAGAAAAGGAAAAUCAACCAGAUACCAGCUUCACAGUUUGCAAGUCAGUGUUGAACUCCAAGUCAAAGGAUGAAUCAUUGGCUAAUUUUGCAAAAUGGGAACCUUGGCAUGGAAAAUUUGGAUUUUCCUACCCAUGGGAAAAGUACUUAAAAAUUGGAGAAGUUCUUAGAGAACUAGCUGCACUUAUUCUUGCAUUACAAUGUUGCAUUCAUUCCUCAAAAAAGCCCACAGCAUCUUUGAAGCAGUGUGAAACAAUUGGGUCAAAGGUUGUAUGGACUCUACGAGAAGUUGGAGAUAGCAUGAAACAAAUGAGAAAAUGUGAAGAAAGGGACAACAUUAUAACCAAGUUGAAAACAACAAGAGAAGAGUUGAGUUUGGUCAUUUCAACUUCCAUGAUUGAAGAAUUUGAGAAUGAUGAAAGGCUAGCAAUUGCAAGUUUGGUGUUUUUGCUUAUGGAAGUGGUGGAGAAGGUAGGUGAGUUGGUUCUAGAGGUUGGAGAACUUCAAGAUGUAGCGGGUUUUCGUACCCGAGUAACUUCAGUGUCUACGUAGAUGCAUUAUAAAAUCGACUGUAAUGAAUCUCGAUUCAUAAAUGCAUCAUAAAAUUGGCCUUAGAGAAUUUGGGUUCAUAGUUGCAAUAUAAAAUUGGCCGUAGAGGAUUUGGGUUUUUGAGAUGCAUCAUAAAAUCGAUAGAGGAUUUGGAUUCGUAGGUGCAUUAAAAAUUGGCCAUAGAAAUUUAGGGUUCGUAGAUACAUCAUAAAAUCGGCCGUAAAAGAUUUGGGUAAUAUGUGUAUAUACUAAGUUAUUGUUAACCACUCAUAAUUUUGGAUAAUAAAAUAGAAAUGGAAUGAGCUUGAGUGUAUUACUAUCCAAUUUUUAAGUAAUAGACUUAAAUGUCUUUGUA